Molecule: messenger RNA, 441 nt
Organism: Paramuricea clavata
Lineage: Eukaryota; Metazoa; Cnidaria; Anthozoa; Malacalcyonacea; Plexauridae
Source: the annotation of a GenBank genome assembly
AUGGAAGGGUUCUUGCUAGGUAAACUUGACGACUGGUUAGCAGAUCAAAGGGCGACCAACAGUGCAAAGUCCGAUGUUGAAGUGAAGCUAACGAAGCAAUUGUUUGCCUUGGCCAAGGAAGAAGAAGACGAGCUAGGGAACUUGCUCUCAAAGUCUGUUUAUUGGAAGACCUUGAAGAUUACAGCCUGGUCAUUACGGUUCCUCAGAAAGGUUCGGUGUGCGAAAGAACGAGGAAUUGAAUGUCCUCUCACAACCUGUGAUUUAGAGAAACUCGUUUGAUCAUGAAAGCCCAGUUGCAACUUAAGUUACAAGGAAACAAAGAUGUUGUUGUUUUAGAGUGCAGAGGAUGAGUUCAAGGGUUUUUCCGAUUCAUCAUUGUUAGCAUGGAAGUUUGUCGAACAUUCUCACAAGACUAUAACAGUUAGUGGAUUAACGAUGUGA